AGCUUUUUGUUGUAUGUAUGUAUGUAUGUAUAUAUGGUGAAAAUUGUUUGAAAAAUGAUUUAAUACUGAAAAAUUUAUGAUGAAAUAUAGAGAUAUAAGAGGCAGGUUUUUGACGUUGGGAGGGACCAAUGGAUCUAGGAUUAGGAGAUUCUUUCAGUAUGUUUUUAUUUGUAAAAGCUAGGUUCAGCUAUAACCUAAUGGGAUUGACCACAGUGGAUUGUGGAAUGUAACAUCAGGAAAACUUUACCUCCACUAUUAGGGAUUUUAAUAUCAAAAGGGGAACGAUUAAGGUAAUAACCGCUACCACCCUCCCUCCCAACCUGAUGUGGCAAAGGGUGGCUGUUUGGAAUUAGAGUGUGUUUGGUUAUGCGUUUGAUAAAAUUGAUCGUAAGUGAAUUGAUUUUUUAAAAUUGAUUCGUGAUUAAAGUGAGUCGAAGGUAAAGUGAUUUAAAUUUGGAUAAAUUUUUGCAUAAGUGAGCUGAACAGUAAAUUUAAGUGUAAACAAUCACUUUUAGAAUCAAAAGCUACAGCUUCAAUUCUAAGUACUCAAACUGUGAAACCAAACAUACACAUACACUUAGUGAAUUAUUACAGUUUUUUCCUUUAUUAGCCUAACCUAGUAAUUUGGUGAUAUAAUGUUGAAUUAAGCAAUGCACUUUACUUUGAAAGCUUCUUAAGUGGAGGUUAUUUUCUUAUUUUAUUAUGAAAGCCGUAUAAGAAAUCUUCUCAUAUUGAUAGAAGGAAAAAGUCUAAUACUUGAAUGACAAGCAGAAGUUGAGUGCCAGGUUGGAUUAGCUUACUUUUGGCGAAAUAUCAUAUUUCUUUUCUAGAUAAACUAGCUUUCUGUGGGUGUUUUUGAAAAGAAAAGCUACUAUUUUCCAAAGCUAAGAAGUAAUGCUUACCAUAUACGCUGAUCCUUGUUUGAAUAUAAUACAAAUACCUUUCUAGGUCUGCUUCAAAGUUUAUAAUUUUACUGGAAAACCAAAGGACGCAUCACAAUGAAGGCAUUGAUUCUGGUUGGAGGUUUUGGAACAAGGUUGAGGCCAUUGACACUCAGUGUUCCCAAGCCUCUUGUUGAUUUUGCUAACAAGCCUAUGAUUCUGCACCAGAUAGAGGCUCUUAAGGACAUUGGAGUUACGGAAGUGGUGUUGGCUAUCAAUUACCAACCAGAGGUGAUGUUGAAUUUCUUGAAGGAUUUUGAGGAAAAGCUCGACAUCAAAAUCACUUGCUCUCAAGAAACUGAACCAUUGGGGACCGCAGGUCCCUUGGCUCUAGCCAGAGAUAAGCUGAUAGAUGGUUCUGGUGAGCCUUUUUUUGUUCUCAACAGUGAUGUUAUCAGUGAGUAUCCGCUUAAAGAAAUGAUAAAAUUCCACCAUUCCCAUGGAGGGGAGGCUUCCAUUAUGGUGACAAAGGUUGAUGAGCCAUCAAAAUAUGGUGUGGUUGUGAUGGAAGAGACCACUGGCCAGGUUGAGAAAUUUGUGGAGAAACCAAAGUUAUUUGUUGGUAACAAAAUCAAUGCUGGAAUAUACCUAUUGAACCCCUCAGUUUUGGAUCAUAUUGAACUGAGACCCACUUCUAUCGAGAAAGAGGUUUUUCCAAAGAUUGCAGCAAACAAAAAGCUAUAUGCAAUGGUUCUACCAGGAUUCUGGAUGGACAUUGGACAGCCAAGGGACUAUAUCACAGGCCUGAGACUCUACCUGGACUCACUGAGGAAAAAUACUUCUUCCAAGUUGGCCAGUGGCCCUCUCAUUUUGGGGAAUGUAAUUGUGCACGAGACAGCCACAAUUGGUGAGGGAUGUCUCAUUGGACCUGAUGUAGCAAUUGGCCCUGGCUGUAUUAUUGAGUCAGGUGUCAGGCUUUCAAGCUGCACUGUAAUGCGAGGAGUUCGGAUUAAGAAGCAUGCUUGCAUAUCCAACAGCAUCAUUGGAUGGCAUUCCACUGUCGGGCAAUGGGCUCGUGUGGAGAAUAUGACUAUCCUUGGAGAAGAUGUCCAUGUGUGUGAUGAGGUUUACAGCAAUGGUGGUGUGGUUUUACCCCACAAGGAAAUCAAAACAAGCAUUCUGAAUCCAGAGAUAGUCAUGUGAGGCUUCUGCCAUCCAAAUUCUUAGCAUUUCAUGCACUUAGGAGGUAGUAGGUUCUCGAGUUUGAAAUGAAAUAUGUGUUCGUUUCAUACUAUUUGCUUUUAUUAUUAAUCACAAUGCUCUUUCUUGCAUAUUGUACAAGUCAGUUUCAUAUAGAAUGAGUGAUGCCAUAAUUCAUACUUGAAAGGUCUGUCCAUGUAAAAGGGCAUAAGUUUGGCAUUUUGUUCGAAAGUUGUUUUACUUUUGGUGUUAUGUACAGAAGUUUUUCUAAUUAUUUGAGGGUUGCAAAA
This is a messenger RNA of Vicia villosa (hairy vetch), 2371 nucleotides long. RefSeq names its product mannose-1-phosphate guanylyltransferase 1-like. The record is from RefSeq and is a predicted model, not a curated record. Bases 999 to 2084 code for a protein of 361 amino acids. NCBI's taxonomy places the organism in Eukaryota, Viridiplantae, Streptophyta, Magnoliopsida, Fabales, Fabaceae. Gene Ontology annotation, molecular function: GTP binding; mannose-1-phosphate guanylyltransferase (GTP) activity. The transcript has 5 exons. Gene Ontology annotation, cellular component: cytoplasm. Gene Ontology annotation, biological process: cell wall mannoprotein biosynthetic process; GDP-mannose biosynthetic process.